CUGACCAUCAUGACGGAGAACAUGUGACUAUUCAUGUGACCCUGGACAUGUGAUCUCAUCAUGUGAUCGCGCUUACUCACCACAUGCAGGAAGAGAUUUCAGCUCAGACUGAAGGGAGAGAGGAUGCUGCUCCCGCUGUUGUUGUGUGUGGCCACGGUGAUGGCCAGACCCCCGAUGGAUCCCCAGCCACUCUCACCGCACUUUGUCAACCUCAUCAACAAACUGAACACCACUUGGCGCGCUGGCCAGAAUUUCCAAAAUGUUCCCUUCAGCCUGGUGAAGAGUCUCUGUGGGACCGUCCUGAAUGGACCCCGACUGCCCCUGAGGUCUCAGAACGUGGCCGUCAUGAAGCUGCCGAGGAGCUUCGAUUCCCGGGAGCAAUGGCCGCACUGCCCAACCAUUAAGGAGAUCCGUGACCAGGGCUCCUGUGGAUCGUGUUGGGCCUUUGGAGCGGUGGAAGCCAUGUCGGAUAGGAUCUGUAUCCACUCCAAGGGCCAGGUCAGUGUGGAGAUCUCUGCCGAAGACCUCCUGACUUGCUGUGAAAGUGAAUGCGGGAAUGGCUGCAACGGGGGCUACCCAUCAGAGGCUUGGAGAUACUGGACACAGGAGGGACUGGUGACUGGAGGGCUGUACAACUCCCACACAGGUUGCCGUCCGUACUCCAUCCCCCCAUGUGAGCACCACGUUAAUGGAUCGCGGCCCCCCUGCACUGGGGAGAUCUCCACGCCGCAGUGCACCAGGGUGUGUGAGUCUGGCUACACCCCUGACUACCUGAAGGACAAACAUUACGGUCUGUCUUCGUACAGUGUGAGUUCCGACCCCGAGGACAUCAUGAAGGAGAUCUACAAGAACGGGCCGGUGGAGGGAGCACUGCUGGUCUACACCGACUUCCUGCAGUACAAGUCAGGUGUUUACCAGCACAAGGUUGGGGAGGCUGUUGGCGGCCACGCCAUCAAGAUUCUGGGCUGGGGUGAGGAGGACGGGACCCCCUACUGGCUGAUCGCCAACUCCUGGAACACUGAUUGGGGCGAUCACGGUUUUGUGAAGAUCCUGAGGGGCAGCAACGAGUGUGGGAUCGAGGAGGAAGUUGUGGCGGGAAUCCCUCACGAGACCAGCUACUAGCAGGCCCUGUGCCUGGAGCCGGACACUGUCCCACUGCUGCAUGAAGCGAGGAGCAUGCCCGCCACAAUGCAGAGCCAGGCGUGGUUCGAACAAUCCCAGUGCAAUGCCCCGUCAGUCAGAGCGAUGAGCAACCGUCUCUCACCUUCACUUCUCUGCUUUCUCAUUUAUCACACGACUGCUGAAGCUGCUUUCUAAAGUAAUCAGGACACUAACACAGAUCAUCUUAAAUCAACAUCGAUUGUACCUAAAUAUAGAUUUUUAAAGUUUC
Pristis pectinata (smalltooth sawfish) is the source of this 1390-nucleotide messenger RNA. It is a transcript of the gene ctsba, whose product is annotated as cathepsin Ba. Lineage: Eukaryota; Metazoa; Chordata; Chondrichthyes; Rhinopristiformes; Pristidae. Gene Ontology annotation, biological process: regulation of catalytic activity. The transcript is spliced from 10 exons. The record is from RefSeq and is a predicted model, not a curated record. Gene Ontology annotation, molecular function: cysteine-type endopeptidase activity. The coding region runs from base 124 to 1122 and encodes 332 amino acids. Gene Ontology annotation, cellular component: lysosome.